CGCCGGCCAGUCAAGCUUAAACCGCGAAGUGCGCCGAUAGUCAGACUGUCAACAGGUUCCGGUUGCGCGUGUUUGACAGUUUUUUGUUUCAUUAGUGCAGCCGACUAAUCGGAUUGUGGCCGUGAGCGCCAUUGAGUCUGGAGAAAAUUGGAGGGAAACAAAAAAAAAAGAAUUCAAGAACAAAAAGUUGUUUCGUGCAAAAUAAAAUAACGGGGAAUUGCUGUGACGAGAUUUUGUUCUUGUACCGUGUAUCUUCAUUGUAUGGCUACAGUGUUUAGUACGGUUGGUGUUGUUGUGCUUCGUUUGUUGUUGAUAAUUUGUGCCUUCAACAUUUGAUUCGACAGUUGUCGUCUGUGCGUUGUUAACGAAGACCAGUGUUGAUCGUAGUGUGCGCGCGAGACUUGUGACGUACGUCACAUGCUUAGCGACUGUUACGGGUCCGUUAGCAACUUCAGGGUCGAUCGGAUCUCUCGGCAUUCGCACCUUACAGAGUCGUAAAGCUAUAGGACUGUCGCUACUGGUGUUUACUGAUACUAUUACUUCUCGUCGAUAGUAGGAAGCAAUUUUUUUUCGCUGAUGCGCGAAGUUGUCUGUCCUUUGGGAUAUCAUGCGGAAUGCCACUGAAUCGACGUACAGUCGACAACUUCAGUCAGCAGUCAGGUCUGUUGGAUACCGAAAUGUAUCUUUUGAAACAAGACGGCAUCGACACCGUGUUUACAAACCAAAGAAUAUUGUGAUAUGUUAAUAUAAAUAACUAUGACGCUAAUACGAGUCGAUUGAACCUUGAACACUGGAUGAACCCCAUGAACUACAUUAACCCGAAGAUUCGACAGACGUGACGUAAAAUCGUCGCACGUUGCGCGCAGUGAAAUUUGUGCGUGACGUAAAAAAAAAAAAAAGAAAAUUUGAAAAAAUUUUUUUUUUCUCAAUAAUAUCAAUACAAAAAAGUGAAGUAAUGUUCGGUGCGACGAUGAUCGAGGCACGUGAGAGAAGAGCUGCUUGCAGCUCGCAGCCUCAUCAUCAUCAUCAUCAUCAGCAUCAUUAUCAUCAGGUGAUAAAGACAACGAGGGUUCAUCAAAGUUCACGUACCAGCAGGGUCGUCACUGUACAAGAAAAGGUCAUAAGGUCACGACUGCAACUCGGUUAUUCAACGCCUACCGCUUUUAUGAAUCGUUUUCCACAAAAAAUGGAGAGACCCAACCACAGCACGAACCUCGGUCAGGUUCAUGGUGCCAGUGGGGUUCACGGGGUCUACUCGUCCGGAAGUCAGACUCCACUCUCCACUUCCUAUAUAACGGGCCAGUCCUACAUACAGGGUCAAAACUACGGCGGCACGUACCUGUCAUCCAAUGUCCAGGCGUAUCCACACACUGGAUAUCCACAGCCUCAAAGCUACGGUACCAUGGUGCAGGGAUAUGGUGGGCAGCCCCAGUCUGGCUACCAGCAGCAACACCAUAAGAAGGGUUCCGUACGUAAUGGCGACGUUCUCAAGCGAUGCAGAAUUCAGAACGCGUAUGAGCUGUCGCAGGAUCUCCUCGAUAAGCAAAUCGAGAUGCUGGAGCGAAAAUACGGAGGCGUCAAGGCGCGUAACGCCGCCCUGACGAUACAGCGCGCCUUCAGGAGGUACACGCUCCUUAAGAAGUUCGCAGCUAUAACGGCAAUGGCAAAGGCCGAGAAACGUUUAAGCAGGAAGCUUCAGGAGGCGUCGGAUCGACCAGGAAUCGGCGCGAGCGUCGGUGGACCUGUAGGUGGCAACAAUAUGACCGAUAACGAGAGGAUGGCUUAUCACAGUCAAAUAUACAUCCAGCAACCUCAGUCGGCCACAAGGCCAACGCCCAUCAGGAGCAUGUCCUUGCGCGAGAGGCGACAUGCCGAUGGGACGUCCCAGUCGCCGAUACCCAGGAGCCAGAGCGGAAGGUGCGAGAUACAGAUUUCAUCUCAUCAGAGUCAUCAGAGCAGCGCCAUGCACGGUCAACAUGGGAACCAUAGCAUUCAUCACCAAAGCGGACGUCACACGCCGUCUUUGGCACCGAGUCCUUGCUCCAGACAUCAGCCGCCUCCUAGUCCAUGUUGGGACUCCAGUUCGCAGGGCAGUGGGUCCAGUGUUCACUAUUAUAAUCCUCAGGAAGCUUUAUGCGGUCUAAGACAGGAAACGCCACCACGUGAUUUGCAUCGGACGCCGUGCACUUCUCCCUCCACUCCCCAGAAUCUGCAAGCACCGCCGCCACAGUCCUGGACCAGUGCGUCACAGUUGGGAUCAGGAGGCAGAGCACGAGGAUCCGGAAAGAAGGUACCACCGGAAGUACCCAAGAGAACGUCCUCCAUUACGUCCAGGUCGAUGGAGCAGCGUCAUAAUGGUCUCAGCAAGAGCGUCGAAAACGGAAGCUUAAGCUCCGUGCAAAGUUCUGGUAGCGAUUCUACCAACUGCGAGAGUUCAGAGGGUGACGCGCACAGAGGAUCACCGAUUUGGAAGCACAAGGGAAUCCAGUCGAGCUCACCGGAACAUCAAGAAUGCGGACAUACUACGGAAACCGGAAGUAUGAUUAGCAGCGUGAAGGAUCUCAGCCAUUCCCAUGCAAGUUCAGGAUAUCAACUUCCGUUAAUGGAUCACGCGGAGGCGCCACCUCAGACAAGUUACAAAGUCUCGGAAACCGUCAGGAAGCGCCAGUACAGGGUGGGCCUGAACCUCUUCAACAAGAAGCCUGAACGUGGCAUCAGUUACCUGAUUAGGCGCGGCUUCCUGGAGAACAGUCCUCAGGGAGUGGCGAGGUUCCUCAUCAGCAGGAAAGGCUUGUCGAAGCAAAUGAUUGGCGAAUAUCUAGGCAAUCUACAAAAUACCUUCAACAUGGCUGUGCUAGAAUGUUUCUCCCACGAGCUGGACCUAUCAGGAAUGCAGGUCGACGUGGCUUUACGAAAGUUUCAGGCAUACUUCCGUAUGCCUGGUGAGGCCCAGAAGAUUGAACGUCUAAUGGAGAUUUUUAGUCAGCGUUAUUGUCAGUGCAAUCCUGACGUCGUCUCCAGGCUGCGUUCGCCAGACACGGUCUUCGUUCUUGCAUUCGCCAUUAUUAUGCUCAACACAGAUUUGCACACGCCAAACCUGAAACCCGAGAGACGCAUGCGAUUGGAUGAUUUUGUUAAAAAUCUAAGAGGCAUCGAUGACUGUGGCGACAUCGACAGGGAUAUCCUAGUUGGGAUCUACGAGCGUGUCAAGGCUAACGAAUUUAAACCUGGCUCUGAUCACGUCACCCAGGUUAUGAAAGUUCAGGCCACCAUUGUUGGUAAAAAACCAAACAUGGCCUUGCCACACAGAAGACUCGUCUGCUACUGCAGACUGUACGAGAUACCGGAUAUUCACAAGAAGGAACGACCGGGUGUUCAUCAGAGGGAAGUUUUUCUAUUUAACGAUCUACUGGUCGUUACAAAGAUUCUCAGCAAGAAGAAGAGCAGCGUCACCUAUACGUUCAGACAAAGUUUUCCACUUUGCGGAAUGGUCGUCACGCUCUUUGAAGUUCCUCAUUAUCCAUAUGGGAUAAGGCUGUCUCAGCGCGUUGACGGAAAGGUGCUGGUGACUUUCAAUGCUCGAAACGAGCAUGAUCGGUGCAAAUUUGCUGAGGACCUCAGGGAGUCCAUCAGCGAGAUGGACGAGAUGGAAACGUUGAGGAUCGAAACUGAACUCGAGCGACAGAAGAGCAGCAGAGGAGCACGUGGUAGCGCUGAGAAUCGUGACUCUGGAGUGGCUGAUGUGGAAGUUUGUCCUUGUCCAGGUCCCUGCUCGGAAAGACCAGAAGUCGCCGACAUGGACACCCAGCUUAAGCGUUCAGCACUUAGUAAUUCCCUGUUGGACAUACACGAGCAAUUUGCUGGCGAGAAGCCACAGCGUCGCGGAAGCGUCGGCUCGUUGGAUAGCGGUAUGUCAAUUUCAUUUCAAUCUACUUCAGCCAGCUCGAUGAGCCAAGGCGUUAAACAUCCGGUUCAAGUUCAUCCGGUCCACCCAGGGGCUACUAUCCCUGGGGGUGGUAAAGCUCUGGCUCAGCAGCCAUCUUUUUUAGGGGGUCUAUUCGCUAAACGUGAGCGAAAGCUGUCGCAAUCUGAAGACUCUUCUCCCUACAGCCGCACGACGGAAGUGUAAGCUAGUUCACUGCGUAGGUCAGAAAGAAAUUCUUGGUAGGAAAUUCUUUCCUUCUCUCUGUCUUUUCUUUCUUUCUUUCUUUCUUUCUUCCUUCAACUCGUCGUUGCGUUUCGUUGCCGCAUUUAGGAAUUCUUUUUUUUUCUCAUAAUAUCCAAAUACUCACUAGCUUACAAAAUUCAUUGUUUUACUUGUUUACGUUCGUUAUGUAGAUAUCUUUGAAAAAUUUAUUAUUUAAUAGUUCUAUUGUUUCUAUUUAAUAUAAUUGACCUAGGUGACAAUUCGUAUUACAAUUGUCACUUUAGCUAAAGAGAAUCGUGCUAAUUGUCUUUAUACAAUUAUAUUUCAAUUAAUUAGUUAUCUUUUCAUUAAGCAUCUAAACACGUAUUCAUUGUAGGUAAACCAAUCGUGUUUCUCUACUCACUCUCUCUUUGUCUCUCUCUUUUUUUCUUUAGUCUUAUUAAAUUUUAUUUAUCGUUUAUCAAUCUAAUCCACGUUAACACGAUCAGGAACAAUUUGUAUCUUAAUUAUAUGAUGGCGUUAGUACCGCCUAUCUUUUUUUUUUUGUAAACUUUUUUUGACUCUAGUCCUAUUCAGCUAUCGUAUUGUUGAAUUUUUCGUUUUGUAAAAUCAUCGAAAGCGCCAAAGUGUUUUUAUAACCCACGUCCGUCACUGCUUUCCCUAUUUCUUUCCAAUAGAGAAAUAUAUGCAUAGCAAAGAUAACGAACGGAAACAACGUCAAGGAUAUAUUCGAAAUCGAUCAUCUUUAAGAACCGUCGUUCAUACCUGACGAGAGGAUUAAAUAUACGUCACUUCCGGUUCCUUUAUCGUCUCCCACGAUAAUUUCCCAAUUUGAAACGACCAUCCAACAGCUCGUAACGUUUCUAUUAAUUUUUCUGGCUGUGACUAAAAGAAGCAGGUUAACAUCACUCAAAAUAAAAUCGUAGAAAUAAUAAAAAAUUUUGAAAACAAAAAGAAAAAAACGUGCGAGUACCCUUAACCGGAAGUUAACAAUAAAAUGACCGUAUUUUCGACGUAGAAUAUUUCCAUUCUGUAAUCCGCAUGAUUAUUUUAUUUUUUGGCAUCAAACGCACUAUAUGAAAAAAAAAAAAUAGGAGAAAGAAAGAAAGAAAAAAAAAUGUAAUAAACGCGGUAAGAAAUUUUUAUUUAACGAUUAAAUGAAAACUAACCUCAAAUACACUUGCGCUGUGCGGCGACAACGAUUGGGCAGGAUCCAAUCUUGUACGAGAUUUUUGAAAAAGUUUAAAAGUAUUGCCAAUACUUCCCCCCCCCACUCCUACCCCCUCUAUCAAUCCAAAAUAAUUCCUACUUCCUCCAACGGUUUCCCAAGUUUCACUCCGUCUCUCUCGUACAUCGUGUGUAUAGUAUUUAUUCGCCUACACAAUGUUCGGCUUUUUCUUCGUACGUUGUUUCUAACGAGCGAUAAUUUCCCGAGCGAUCGGUUUGUGUGUAGCUAACUAAUCGAUUGAUUAAUUAAUUAAUCGCAAACGCAGCAUAAUAAGACGCGAUAAAGAUUUGCGCGCCCGGAAAAACAAUGGUGGGCUAUUGGACGAGAGGAAGCGCGGGAAAUUUAAAUUUCGAAAACGAUAUAAAGGCAACGGGAAAUGUUAAUGGCGCCACGAUCGAUGACCGGUUGGAAGACGCGUCGUUGUCAUUAUUAUUAUGAUUAAUAUUAUAAAUAAAAAGCGGAUUAUUUAAUUAUUCUAAUUGCUAUUAAUUAAUACAAUGAUUAUUAUGCUUAUUAUUGUAAUUAAUUAUGAUUAACUAAUUAUCAUUUCCGUCGAAUAUCUGUAAAUAAUAGCAGCGUAUUGCCUGUAUGAUUUAUUUACUCUGCGUAACAAAAAAACUUAACGUAAGUUACUCUUACGCUGUCGAUGUUGAAAAUGAUGCAUGUUUGAUGUCAAGAUUCCAUUUUACUUUUUUUUUUUUCUUCCAAAAAUGGACCUGUCCUUCAAUCGCGGUUGCUUCCUUUACCGAGAUUCGAAUUUCAAAAUUAAUCGAACUUUCAAUCGUGAUGAUGGAACAAAAUAUACGGAAACAAUUAAUGGUACAGUAUGUGUAAAAAAUUAUUGCUCGUCGGUAUUCGAAACACUCGCGUCGAUCGAAUCGAUCGGUAUUGGAAUUAAUCGAUACUGAAAAAUGAAAAAAAAAACAACCCACUGUCGAUCAUCCAUAUAGCGCACGAAGUGUGAAAGACUUAUAGAUAAAGGUAGUUUCACACCGUAGAAAUUGUACCAAGAAUUAAUUGUCAUGUACAUAUAAAACACUGCUGAUUGUAAUACGAGAAAAAAGUUAUUGAUAAUAAAUACGAGAUACUAUUGAAAAGAAAUAUGAGUUUUUGAGUGACGUCAAUCGAUGCGACACAAUGGGACUGAGAAGCACGUAGCGAAGCUGAACCAAAAAAAAUGGUAAUUUUUUAUUUAAAAAUUUUUUUU
Messenger RNA from Cephus cinctus (wheat stem sawfly), 6582 nucleotides. RefSeq names its product IQ motif and SEC7 domain-containing protein 1 (gene siz). Bases 956 to 4129 code for a protein of 1057 amino acids. The record is from RefSeq and is a predicted model, not a curated record. Gene Ontology annotation, biological process: regulation of ARF protein signal transduction; actin cytoskeleton organization. NCBI's taxonomy places the organism in Eukaryota, Metazoa, Arthropoda, Insecta, Hymenoptera, Cephidae. Gene Ontology annotation, molecular function: guanyl-nucleotide exchange factor activity. The transcript has 9 exons.